AAUACUUUUAAGAAUUUUAAAUUUGAAACAAACUAAAUUGCAUUCUAAAAAAUGGAGAAAAAUGUCAAUAUUUCAACUAAUUAGCAUAACAACUUAACUCUUCAAUGUUGUUCAUGUUGAAUAUUUCCUCUGUAAAUUUUUUCAUUGCUGAAACAGAAGGUUGAUUGAUGCUGCUGCCUAGUAACAUGGCAAGUGCAGCACAUGGAGGUGAUCAUGGGCCUACGUCGCCAGAUCAUGAAUUUUCAAAUAAUGAGAUAUCGUCCACUGGGAUCUUUUCUUCGGAAUUUAGAAAGCAUGAAGAUCUCAAAAAUAUGUUGGAUGGUAAUAAAGAUGUUUUGAAAUUAGAAGCAAUGAAACGAAUUAUUGGUAUGAUAGCCAAAGGAAAAGAUGCUUCAGAUUUAUUUCCUGCUGUUGUCAAAAAUGUAGUUUCCAAAAAUAUUGAGGUUAAAAAACUUGUUUAUGUUUACUUAGUGAGAUAUGCUGAGGAACAACAGGAUUUAGCUUUAUUAUCUAUUAGUACAUUUCAAAGGGCUUUGAAAGAUCCUAACCAAUUGAUACGUGCUAGUGCUUUGAGGGUAUUGUCAAGCAUUAGAGUUCCUGUUAUUGUUCCAAUCAUGAUGCUUGCAAUUAGAGAUGCUGUAAAUGAUAUGUCCCCUUAUGUUAGAAAAACAGCAGCCCAUGCUAUUCCUAAGUUGUACAAUCUUGAACCUGAGGAGAAGGACCAGCUGAUUGAAGUUCUAGAAAAACUAUUAUCUGAUAAAACAACACUGGUGAUGGGUAGUGCUGUGAUGGCUUUUGAAGAAGUAUGUCCAGAAAGAAUAGACUUGAUACAUAAAAAUUACCGAAAGCUAUGCAAUCUUUUAGUUGAUGUUGAGGAAUGGGGCCAAGUAAUAAUUAUCAAUAUGCUUAUACGCUAUGCACGGACACAGUUUGCUGAUCCAAAUAAGUUUGAGGACAAUAGGAAUGGAAAAGAAAAACCUUUUUAUGAUUCAGAUAAUUCUCAUAGCAAAGAUGAAGAUGAUGUUAAAGAUUCCAAGGCUUAUGUUAUGGAUCCUGAUCAUCGUUUGCUUCUGAGAAAUUGCAAACCGUUGCUUCAAAGUCGAAAUUCUGCGGUUGUCAUGGGUGUUGUGCAAUUGUAUUAUUAUUUAGCUCCUCGUUCUGAAGUUAAUAUUGUUGCAAAAGCUCUUAUAAGAUUAGCCAAAAGUCACAGGGAAAUUCAGUCAAUCAUUUUAAGUACAAUAGCUACUCUUACUACCAAGUUUAAGGGUAUGUUUGAACCUUAUUUGAAAAGUUUUUUUGCACGAUCAACUGAUCCUACCCACAUUAAACUACUUAAGUUAGAAAUUUUAACAAAUUUGGCAACAGAAGGAAAUGUAUCAUUCAUUUUAAGAGAGUUUCAAUCUUACGUUUCAAGCCCUGACAUGGAAUUUGUAGCUGCAACUAUACAAGCUAUUGGCCGAUGUGCUGGUUCGAUAUCUGAGGUUACAGAUACAUGUCUUGGAAAACUUGUAUCUUUAUUGUCAAACAAAAAUGAAACAAUUGUUGCAGAAAGUGUCGUUGUUAUCAAAAAACUCCUUCAAAUGCAGAUAACUGACCAUAAGGAUAUCAUAAUAGAUAUGUCUCGUUUGAUGGAUAGAAUAACUGUUCCAAUGGCUCGGGCUUCUAUUUUAUGGCUUAUAGGAGAAUAUGCAGAAAAAGUUACUAAAAUUGCUCCUGAUGUGUUACGGAAAGUUGCCAAGACUUUUUCUAGUGAAGAAGAUAUUGUGAAGCUUCAAACUAUUAAUUUGGCUGCAAAAUUGUAUUUAACAAACAACAAGCAAACUAAUCUUUUAGUACAGUAUGUUUUCAAUCUGGCUAAAUAUGAUACUAAUUAUGAUAUUAGAGAUCGUGCUCGAUUCCUUAAACAGCUGAUAAUGAACUCUAAUGAAAAAUCUACAUAUUUAUCAAAGCAUGCCAAAAAGAUAUUGUUAGCUUCAAAACCUGCUCCAGUAUUACAAUCUAGAUUUAAAGACCGUGAUCGUUAUCAACUGGGGUCACUGAGCCAUUUCAUUAAUGCCCAUGCAAUUGGAUAUCAUGAUCUUCCUGAUUUUCCUCUUGAAGUGCCUGAUCCAUCAGUUAGAAAUGUAGAAUCUCAAAUGCCAUGGCAAGAGUUCAACGUAACAAAGAAAAAGAAAAAGAAGAAACUUGUAAAAAAGAAAUCAUUUUAUUCUGAAACUGAGUCCAGCUCACCUGAAGAAGAGGUCUCAUCAGCUUCUGAAGCUGGUAAAAAUGAAGCAAAUGGCGACAUUUCUGAAGGUUCUGAAGCAUCUAGUGCAUCAGGCAGUUCUACUGAGAGUGAUACUGAUUCUGAGAGUGAUGAAUCAGAUUCAGAAAAUGAGAAGGAAUCAGAACAGAAUAUAAUUGAUUUUGAUGAGCCGUCUUCUUUAAAUAAUGAUAUUGUUCAGGAACCAAAUACAAAAUCAGCUGUUACUCCUAUAACAAACUCAGUUUCAAAAUCUAAAAAUAUUAUACAUUCCUCAAAAAAAGUUGAGAAGAAAAAGAAAAAAGUGUCUUCUGAAUCUGACUCUACAAGUGAAUCUGAAUCAGAAGAGGAAACAUCUGAUGAUUCUUCUGCCUCUGAGGAAGAAGAAAAAGUAAAUGCUUCAAAAAAGAAGAUGAAAGGGACAAAACCAAAGAAAGAAGUUGAUUUGUUGUUAGAUUUAAAUGACUUUACAACGGAAGAUGCACCAAAUAAUCCAAUUUUACAACCUUCUGCAUUCAAUGAAAUACUUACUCUUACACCAUCCACAAAUAAUCCAUCUAAAAUCAUGAAUGUUUCUACUAAUAAUGUUUCUGCUAAUAUAAAGACUAUAUCUGCUACGUAUACUCCUGUGAAAGCACAUGAGUUGUUGAAUAAGUUUACAGGAAAUGGUCUUUCUUUGACAUAUCGUUUCACUCGCAGUCCCAACUUAUAUUCUGCUAAGAUGACAACUAUAGAGUUGGUAUUGAAAAAUGAAUCUGGAGUUGAUAUAAAAGGAAUUGUUGUUCCAACAAAGAAAAUUGGAAAUAUUGAAGUGCAUGGCUUUCCAGAGAGAGAUGUUUUGCCACCAAAUUCUACUUUUGUUGUUAGCAUUGGUAUAGAUUACAAUGAAAGUACCCAGCCUGCAAAAUUUGAUUUGAAAACCAGUGAAAGAAGUUAUUCUUUAUCAAUUAAAGCUCCGAUUGGUGAAAUGAUUCAACCAGUGUUACUCUCUGAAGGCGAAUUCAUGUCUUCUCAGGGUAAACUUAAAGGGAUGAAUGAAAAUUCAGGAACAGUUACUUUGUCUUCUGGACAUACUGAUGAGAAGGCUCUAGUGCAGUAUAUAUAUGAAGCAGCAAAUGUUGCUCAAGUCCAAAAUAAUAAUCAAGAGUCUGGAAUUCUUAGAUUCUCAGGUCAAACACCUGAUUCUAAAUGUUUGGUCCUUAUCUCCAUCCAAGUGUUUACAAAUGGCAAAGCAAGUGUUGCAGUGAACUGUGAGAAAAUGAUUAUUGGCUCUAUGCUUUUUAAAGAAUUGAAAGAAGCUCUUGCUAAAUGAUAAUACUAAAAAUAGAUGUUUUUUAAAAUAAUUUCUUAAAGAAAUGGAAGAGAAAAAGCAAUACACUGUUACCUGAUUGUUCUCUUCAGGGGGUUAAUCUGUCUAACUCUAAUAUAUUGUAAAAAUGUACAGGGAAAAUUAUAUUUUCAUUAGGUAAUUAUUUCUCAAUUGCUCAUAUUUGACAAAUUUCAAAUUAUAUUUACUAUUUUUGCAUUGGAUUGUAUCAAGGUAUGUAUUGGUCAUUGUUUUAUUUCUCUUAUUCAUAAUUCAGUAAAAUGUGCUUUUGUUGUCUUUAAUAUAGUUUUGUUUAACUAUUAAUUUAGCCAAUACGUUUAAUUAUAUGAAUAUCUUGAUUCAGUGCCUGGAACAUUUAUUUGAUUCUUAAUUAGUAUCAGUACCAUGUUUACAGAAUAUAAUUGGUAUCAUGAGGCAUGUUAUACAUAAUUAUAAAAAAUUAAAUGCCUUAUUUUCACAGCCAGUCAUUUAAUCCUUCUGUAAAAGUAUCCAUGUAAUUUCAUUGUAAUUAAACUUCCUAGUAUCAUGUCAUGGCUCGAGACAAAAUUGUGUAAAAUUUUCACUAAUAGAUACUUGCUUAAUAUGGAGAAAAAUCCGUCAAAUCUAUUUGAUUAAAGUUUGAGAAAAGCUGAGUUUAAUGCAGAGAGUGAUAAAUGUGAAGUUGCGAAGUGUUUUGAAGAAUUAGAAAUUAAAAACGCAACAUUUUUGCUAUGCCAUUGUUAAAAUUGUCCUAUGAUACCAAUAAAGAGUCAAAUUACUUAUUUUGAUAUCUGCUGACCUUUUUUUUGUUUUUAAGUUAUUCAUUUGCUUUUUGUUAUUUUUUAAAUUGAUAAUAGGGUGACCUGGAGAUAUUAGUAUUGUGCGAAAAUUUUGCAACCUCUAGAAAAAUUUCUUGUGUCAACCUUUAGUUUUGUUAAAUUUGUAUACUUUUUAUUUUUAGUUUAUUGUUCUUAUUAUUGCACUUCUUAUAAUUAACUUACUUAACAUUUCACUAAUUUUUAAUGAAAUUAAAUUUAAAUAUGAAAUUAGCAAUGCAAACCAGUUUUUCAAUGAUUAAUAUUAAAUAAAAGUAUAUUUUUAGUGUUUUACUAACCAUAUUAAGAAAAAGCUUAAUAAUUCUAAAAGUAAGUUUUUUUUUUUUUUUUAAAUUUUUUUUUAUUUUACUUAAACAGCAUAGUUUUAAUAUGAAAGGGAAAAUGAUAAAAAUGUUAGUUUUUUUUUUGUUUUUUUUUUUGUACAUUUUUGAAAAUUUACCAAGAAAAUAUUUAUGGUUCAAAUUGUUAUAAAUAUCUAUUUAUUGAUGCAUUUAGCAAAAAUUAUAAGCUAAAAUUAUUAACUUAAUGUAAUUCAAUGGUGUGGAAUUUGGUUUUUAUUUAAGUGGGAAAAAUUUAAUUUUAUUACCAGUGACAUCUAAAGUGUUUUUAAUGCUAAACUAUUUUUUAAAUUACAUUAAAAUUGAAUUAUAUUCAAAUGAUUCAGAAUUAUGUAGCUUAUCUUAAAAUAUAUUACUUUUAUGAAUAUUAUUGAAUAAAUUUAUUUUUAUUGUAUGUAUUUAAGUACAGCAUAAUUUGUUAUUUUCUAAAAAAAUAUUUUAUUUCCUCUAUUACUUGACUUCAAAAGUCUUAAAUAGUUUAGUAAAUUACUGUAAAACUUGUUAAAUGAAACUUUGGUGUAUCAGAAAAAAUUGAAAUGACCUAGAAAUUUAUUUAUGUUUGCAUUAAACUCUAAAUUUAAGUAAUGUGAUCUAAAAAACUAUUUUUGCAAAAAUUUAAGAAAAAAUUGUAGAUAAUAGUUUAAAAUAUAUGUUUUUUGUGCGAUAAAAAUAAGUUAUUAUUUUAAAGAAAUAUGCAUUUAUACUGUCUAUUAUUACUUUACCCCUUUCCAAUAUAAAACAAGCUAGUGAUUUAUGAUUAUUGAAUUGCUAACAUUGAAGUAUGAGAUGUUAAGAAUUAUCUGUAAUACCUAUGAGAAUGAGCCAGUGUUUUAUCUGCAAGGCAAAUAAUUUUAUAUUACUUUAUUUUUCAUUCAUUGAAAAUUCUUUUUUGAAGGUUAAGGUAUCAGUUUUAAGGUCUGAUAGUGUUUGCUUUGCAG
Messenger RNA from Parasteatoda tepidariorum (common house spider), 5660 nucleotides. It is a transcript of the gene rb, whose product is annotated as adaptor related protein complex 3 subunit ruby. The record is from RefSeq and is a predicted model, not a curated record. Lineage: Eukaryota; Metazoa; Arthropoda; Arachnida; Araneae; Theridiidae. Gene Ontology annotation, cellular component: membrane coat; AP-3 adaptor complex. Gene Ontology annotation, biological process: vesicle-mediated transport; intracellular protein transport.